AUGUCACUACGCCAGCUUUCUCUCGCGCUACGGGCUGCAAGACGGGCGCAAUUAGAACCAACGAGGUGGAGCCAACAUGGACGUCUUCUUGUGCGGAGCUGCUCCUGCUCUGCGCCCCACCAGUUACAGCACACGGUGACGGUCUCGUCUGAAGCACCCGCCAGUGCGCAAUUGAACCCUACAGCCGGCACCCCGCCUACACCUCCUCUAGACCACCGAGCCCUCGCGCAAACACAUAAUCUCUUCAUCACAUCUCCAUAUAGCCCCGGCUCGCCGCUCAUUCUUCCCAACGGUGCCUACGUCUUCCAGAAGUUGCAGUCGUUCCUGCGUGCGCAAUAUCCACAAUUCGGCUUCCAAGAAGUUAUCACGCCGAUAAUAUAUAAGAAGUCGCUAUGGGAGAAGUCUGGGCACUGGGAGAAUUAUGCGGAGGAUAUGUUCAGUGUGCAGGGACGAGGGACAACGGCGCAGAUACCUGAAGCAGAAGGCGGAGAAGAUGGGGAGUUCGGUCUGAAGCCAAUGAACUGCCCUGGCCACUGUCUGCUGUUCAGGGACGAGAUCAAGAGUUAUAGAGAUCUCCCAGUCAGACUCGCUGAUUUCAGCGCUCUGCACCGGAACGAGAUCUCAGGCGCUUUGACAGGUCUUACCAGAGUCAGGCGGUUUCAUCAGGACGACGCGCACAUUUUCUGUCGACCAGACCAAAUCCUGGCAGAGAUUGAGCAGACGCUCAAGUUCGUGGGCAUGGUAUACAAUACGUUUGGACUGGGGCCUUACAAGCUGCUUCUCUCCACUCGGCCCAAAGACAGCUUCAUCGGCACUAUCGAGGAGUGGGACCGCGCGGAGGAGCAGCUGACUACCGCGUUGAACAACAUCGGAAGCGAAUGGGCAAUCAACGAGGGCGACGGAGCCUUCUACGGUCCGAAGAUCGACAUCAUCUUGAAAGACUCGAAUGGCAAGGAGCAUCAGACUGCAACCAUACAGCUCGACUUCCAACUUCCGCAGCGCUUCGACCUGCAAUACCAAGCAUCGCCAGAGGAAUUGGAGGCGGGCCCGCAGUCAUCUAUGGAUGCAGGCCUGGACCCGGCUCUUCGCCGCCCGGUCAUCGUACAUCGCGCCAUCUACGGCUCCAUCGAGCGCUUCAUGGCUCUACUGAUCGAACACUACGCCGGCAAAUAUCCGUUCUGGCUUUCGCCUCGACCAGCCAUUGUCCUGUCGCUAAAUUCAGACCCUAAAGUUCUUGAACACGUCUCGCAUAUUCGGUCUGUUCUUUCCGGUCUCACAACCUUCGACGUACCAGCCAAGUCCGCAUCGUCGCCCAAGCCCUUACCAUUAUCGACUAUACAUCUGCCCAUCGAUGUCGAUACAAGCGAUCGCUCGCUUGGUAAGAAGAUCGCUGAAGCAAGAACAAAGAAGUACAACCACAUUAUCGUGGUUGGCGGCAAGGAGGUGGAGAGUGAUAGCAUGAAUCUUCAGAUCGUGAAUCAGCCAAAUGAGGAGUCCACUAUAGAAGCGCUGCAAGUUUCUUUAGGAAAGACACUCACUGAGAAAGAGCGAUCAAAGGCCACCGUGAACGUCGACCUAGAUUGCGCCAGGAAAUACUUCGAGAACCUGGCCAACUCUUUCUUCUAUCAAGAAUGUGUCCUGUCUUUAAACUCGAACUACAGGUUGGUGUUCCCACCCUCACUCUCGAUUUCACUUUCACUCCGACUCCUGAGCACCGCCAAAACAAUUAGUCCUUGCACGGGUAUCUUCAGAUUCCUUAUUAUUACUGUCGCGGUCGGACCUGACGAGGCCAAGAAAAAGUUCAAGAUCUAUCGCGGGCUGCUGUGUCACUUCUCUAGGUACUUCGAUCGCAUGCUCAACGGUUCGUUCCGGGUAGGCAGCUUGAUAUACCUUCGUCUACGAGAUGUGGAAGCCGAAACCUUCAGUAUCUUCUACUGCUGGCUGAAUUCUGGUCUUGUGCACUACGGGGACGGCCUGGCCUGGAAGAGUUUGACGGAUGCCUACAUCUUCGCCGACUACCAUCAGUCACCCCUCUUCCGGAACGCUGUCUUGGACUAUCUGUAUCUUCGCUAUUCAGCAGAGAAAAAGAUCACAGUCUUUGCAGACCUCUUGUAUGGCAACACAACUGAAAGAGACUGCAUGAGUAAGCUUGUUGUCGACUUCACCGUGGCAGCCGACGGCUUCAGACAAUAUGAUAAACAUUAUCUCUUGAAUUUUCCCAAAGAGCUUCAGGUGGAUGUUAUGGUGGCAUGUGGUAAGAAGGACGUCGUUGAGCCACUUGGUAGGAGUUCAAAUGUGAGAGAAUACUUGAUCGGGUUGAAGAGUAAGGUAUGCGGGAAAUACCACGAGCAUGUGGAGAGGGAUGAGAUGGUGAUUGGACAUGAAGAAAUGUGGUUCUUCGAUCCACCUUUGCGAUAG
Messenger RNA from Alternaria rosae, 2418 nucleotides. RefSeq lists its product as uncharacterized. The record is from RefSeq and is a predicted model, not a curated record. NCBI's taxonomy places the organism in Eukaryota, Fungi, Ascomycota, Dothideomycetes, Pleosporales, Pleosporaceae. Bases 1 to 2418 code for a protein of 805 amino acids. Gene Ontology annotation, biological process: threonyl-tRNA aminoacylation. The transcript has 4 exons. Gene Ontology annotation, cellular component: cytoplasm. Gene Ontology annotation, molecular function: ATP binding; protein binding; threonine-tRNA ligase activity.